GAGAGAUUUGCACCCACUCAUUCGAUCAAUCAUCACGCUUCCACCUCUCCAGCCUGAGGUCUCCACAAAGCCACUCGCAAACGUUGCCCCCACCCACGCCUGCCUUUUUGUUUCUGUCGCUCGAUGAAAACAAGACGCGAAAUUAAGGAAAGGAAAUCACCCCCUUUGAUCUGCUAUAUAUAAUCUUAUCAUUUACACAUCUUCUUCAUUUCCUCCAUCUUCUUCUUCUUCUUCUUCUUCUUCUUCUUCUUUCGCAGCAUAUGUGCAAAGAUCGUUCUCAGCUUCUGAACUGGAAAUGUCGGCCCAGGUUGCUCCGGAGCAUAUCUGCUACGUCCACUGCAACUUUUGCAACACGAUCCUUGCGGUUAGUGUUCCAGGCAACAAACUGUUCAACAUGGUAACCGUUCGAUGCGGACAUUGCGCGAAUUUGCUCUCUGUGCAUAUGGGAUCUGUGCUUCACACUCUCCCAUUGCAAGAUCUUCAGACCUACAGCAUCGCACCUAAUGGAAACCCAAUGGAGUAUGGAUCAUCCUCAAAGUAUGCCAUGACUUCACUGAUGUACUCAAUGAAGAAUGAUCGACAACAAGCGCUACCGGUUCGCCCCCCAGAAAAGAGACAACGUGUUCCUUCUGCUUACAACAGGUUUAUCAAGGAGGAGAUUCAAAGGAUCAAGGCAAAUAAUCCUAACAUUAGCCACAAGGAAGCAUUCAGUGCAGCAGCAAAGAAUUGGGCACACUUUCCUCAUAUUCAUAUCGGGCGAAACCUUGAUGAUAAUACGCAACUAAGGCUUGAGGGAGGCAGUGGCUUCGCUAGGGUGCCUAAAGGCUCGGAAAUUAUGAUGAAAGAUAUAAAUCUUGAGUAAAUGUAGUGCAUUAAUAUCUUAAACUUGUGUUCUAUAUGUCAAGUUUGAAGCAAGUACAUUUUAUUUUACUGCUUUCCCUGGAUUAUAUUUUUAAUCAGACUCAUGUACUAGAAAUUUUAUCAUCAAUAAUUUGUUCGUCGCCUA
Musa acuminata subsp. malaccensis (wild Malaysian banana) is the source of this 1006-nucleotide messenger RNA. Its product is annotated as protein YABBY 2-like. NCBI's taxonomy places the organism in Eukaryota, Viridiplantae, Streptophyta, Magnoliopsida, Zingiberales, Musaceae. Gene Ontology annotation, biological process: multicellular organism development; abaxial cell fate specification; cell fate commitment. Gene Ontology annotation, cellular component: nucleus. The record is from RefSeq and is a predicted model, not a curated record.